Nematolebias whitei (Rio pearlfish) is the source of this 1248-nucleotide messenger RNA. RefSeq names its product inhibin beta B chain-like. Bases 1 to 1164 code for a protein of 387 amino acids. The transcript has 2 exons. Gene Ontology annotation, molecular function: growth factor activity; cytokine activity. Gene Ontology annotation, biological process: BMP signaling pathway; SMAD protein signal transduction. Gene Ontology annotation, cellular component: extracellular region. The record is from RefSeq and is a predicted model, not a curated record. Lineage: Eukaryota; Metazoa; Chordata; Actinopteri; Cyprinodontiformes; Rivulidae.
AUGACAGUUUGGCUCCUCCGGACCGUCCUCCUCCUGGUUCUGGUACCGGUUCUGCUCCUCUGCUCCCGCUGCAGCGCUCAACCCGAACCGGACCCGACCCGGGUCUCCUGCGCGUCCUGCGCCGGCUCGGCUCGGCCCGGGUCCGGUCCGGUGGACCGAGAGCUCCUGGAUGCGGUGAAGAGGCACAUCCUGACCCGGCUGCAGCUCCGGGACCGGCCCAACAUCACGCACCCGGUUCCGAAGGCUGCCAUGGUGACGGCGCUCCGGAAGCUGCACGCGGGAAAGCUGCGCGAGGACGGGAGGCUCGAGAUCCCGAACCUGGACGGACUCCCUGCCGGACCCGAAGUUCUGGAGGAGAGUUCCGAGAUCAUCAGCUUCGCAGAGAAAGACGAGGUGGUCAUGUCCAGAUCCAGCAUAUUCUUCUUGAUCUCCAAUGAGGGGAACCAGAACCUCCAGGUGAGCCAGGCCACUCUCUGGCUGUACUUCAGGCUGCUGCCGGCCGAGGAGGUGCGCGGGAGGCGGAGGCUGACGGUCAAGGUGUACUACCAGGAGCCAGGCCUCGGCAGCAGGUGGGACCUGGUGGAGAAGCGGGUGGAGCUGAGGCGCAGCGGCUGGCACACCUUUCUGCUCACCAACGCCGUCCGCUUGGUGUUUGAGAAAGGAGCCGACCGGCGGCAGAAUUUGGACGUGCGCUGCGAGGGUUGCGAGGCUGAGGGUGUGGUGCCGGUUCUACUGAACCCGAACGAUGAGUCCCAUCGGCCCUUCCUGGUGGUACGGGCGAGGCAAGCCGACGCCAAGCACCGCAUCCGGAAGAGAGGUCUGGAGUGCGAUGGCAGCAGCAGCUUGUGCUGCCGGCAGCAGUUCUACAUCGACUUCCGCCUCAUCGGCUGGAACGACUGGAUCAUCGCACCCUCGGGGUACUUUGGGAACUACUGCGAGGGGAACUGCCCCACCUACAUGGCCGGAGUCCCUGGCUCCGCCUCGUCCUUUCACACGGCGGUGGUGAACCAAUACCGCAUGAGGGGCAUGAGCCCCGGCUCCAUGAACUCCUGCUGCAUCCCCACCAAGCUCAGCACCAUGUCCAUGCUGUACUUUGACGACGAGUACAACAUCGUGAAGCGCGACGUUCCCAACAUGAUCGUGGACGAGUGCGGCUGUGCCUGACUGUUGACUCAAGUCCGACUCGGCACAAAAUGUUGUCCUCAUAUUUAUGACUGUUGACACUCCCACAGGAAGACGUCUCUUCAG